This is a messenger RNA of Lizanozyma spartinae, 948 nucleotides long. It is a transcript of the gene SIM1, whose product is annotated as SUN family protein. The record is from RefSeq and is a predicted model, not a curated record. The transcript has 2 exons. Bases 1 to 948 code for a protein of 315 amino acids. NCBI's taxonomy places the organism in Eukaryota, Fungi, Ascomycota, Pichiomycetes, Serinales, Debaryomycetaceae. Gene Ontology annotation, biological process: fungal-type cell wall organization. Gene Ontology annotation, cellular component: fungal-type cell wall; cell surface.
AUGUGCUACUCGUCUAUCCUUUUAUCCUGUUUGGCAGCUGUUGCUGUCGCAGCUCCUUUACCUCAAGAUAACCAUCACCACCAUGAUCACAUGAAAUUCCACAAGAGAGUUUCUUCUUCCAACAGUAUUCUUGGUGAUUUAUCUGCCUUUUCUAAUCCUACAGAAAAGUUUGAAGAUGGUGUUCACGAUUGUGCUUCCGUUCCAACUGGUCAAGGUGUCAUUGGUGUCACUUGGAUCGAUGGUUUGAACGGUGGAUGGUCUUCCAUUAUGGACUUGAAUGGUAACACCUCUCCUGAUUGUAAGGAUGGUUUCUACUGUUCUUAUGCUUGUCAAGCUGGUAUGUCAAAGACCCAAUGGCCAAGUCAGCAACCUUCAAGUGGUGCUUCUGUCGGUGGUUUGUACUGUAAGGGUGGUAAGUUAUACAGAGCUAACACCAACUCCGAUUACUUGUGUGAAUGGGGUGAAAACACUGCCGACUUUGUCAACAACUUGUCUCAAGAUCUUUCCAUCUGUAGAACUGAUUACCCUGGUUCCGAAAACAUGAAUAUUCCAACUUUAGUUGGUGCUGGUGAAUCUCAACCUGCUACUGUCGUUGAUUCCGAUACCUACUUUACUUGGAGAGGUGGUAAGACUUCUGCUCAAUACUAUUGUAACAAUGCCGGUGUCUCAGUUGAAGAUGGUUGUAUCUGGGGUACUGCGGGUUCUGGUGUUGGUAACUGGGCUCCAUUGGUUUUGGGUGCUGGUAAGGUUGGUGAUCUCACUUAUUUGAGUUUGAUUCCUAACCCAAACAACAAGGAAGCUCCAAAUUUCUCCAUUAAAAUUGUUGGUGAUGAAGGUGCUGCUGUUGUUGGUGACUGUAAAUACGAAAAUGGUGUUUACACUGGUUCUGGUACCGAUGGUUGUACCGUUACUGUUGUUUCUGGUAAGGCUCAAUUUGUUUUCUACUAA